Messenger RNA from Ochlerotatus camptorhynchus, 825 nucleotides. RefSeq lists its product as uncharacterized. The coding region runs from base 76 to 750 and encodes 224 amino acids. The record is from RefSeq and is a predicted model, not a curated record. Lineage: Eukaryota; Metazoa; Arthropoda; Insecta; Diptera; Culicidae. The transcript has 2 exons.
UCAUUUCGGUACUAGUUCUGGACAACGCAGCAUCGUUUUCGGAGGGCGGUCCCGCAUAAUUGAAACCAACAUUUAAUGCAAAAAAUAAUGUGCAAGUAUAAUAGCAGAUUGUUCUGGUUUGCCUUGGCAGGCACAUUGAGCUUAGCUUGUGGUUUACCGGUGUUUUCGUACGAUGAUGAUUAUAACAGUGCAGAGGAUGAUUAUGACGUGAUUUUCGAUCAACGCCAGAAUGGAACUGAAAACGUGCGUCUCUCGGUUGAUGGAAUUAUGAUCGCGGUACCGGCACCUCCAAGCCAAUCCGAUAUCUCCUCACUUGCCGGCAGUGCACUGUUGCAUAUUCUUAGCUCGCAAGUUGGUUCCAUGGAUAGUGAUAGUUCUGAAGAGGAAUCGAGUAGGCCGAGCACUACUACGACUACUACCACGACUACAACAACUGCAGCUCCUACCCUGCAAGAUCAACUAAUUCCGGUGAACUUGCUGGGUCAGGGUCUAUCAUUUCUCUUCAACAAGGGAGCCGAAAUUCCAAUCAAAAUAGGGUCACAGUUCAAACCACUGAAACAGGGUCAACCUAGCCUACUGUUGCUCAAGAAAGAUGCAAUUGAGGACGAUAGUGAUUUUGAGCACGAUACGCAAGAGGAAGAAGAAUCACCUUCGGAAGCGCCAAAAAAGGUGUCCAAACACAAGCGAAGGUAUAAGUUGAAAGUGGCCAGUAUGUUGAAGCCAUUUCUUCAAAGGACGUAUGUGGCUUAGGUUCUGACGGCAGGUACUAUUAUGAUAGGCUUAAUAUUUGAUUAAGUUUAAUAUUAUGUAUUUAAACUAUGGGAA